AAAAAACAAUUUAAAUUCCACAAACAAUCCCGUAAAAUUUGUGAAACUGUAGAAAAACGAGAUCACGAUGUUGAAUGGACGGUCGAUACGAAUUGAACUGGUUUGUUGACCCUGACUGAAUGAGAUGCAGCAUGUCUUGGGGGUGGAGCAGCGCACUUGUGAUUCUCAUAUUGGUGAUGAAGUUGUGUAGUGCUUGUCCGGUUUCCUGUUCGUGUAAGUGGAAGAACGGUAAGCAGACUGUCGAGUGCAUCAAUAAGGACCUCUUCGUCAUUCCCGAAGGUAUGGAUUCGAGUACACAAGUGCUCCAGUUUUGCGGGAACAAUCUGCAAACACUGCACGGAGACAAGUUUCUCAAGAUGGAUUUAAUUAAUUUACAAAGGAUAUAUCUGUGUCGAUGUCGCAUUACAAGCAUAGAUGACCGAACGUUUAGGGGCCUAACAAACCUUGUUGAAUUGGAUUUGUCUGGCAACUUGCUCGAGACUGUGCCGACCGAGACGUUCCUCGACUGCCCUUCCCUAAUGAGGCUCACACUUAAUGCUAAUCCUAUAAAGACGUUACGGAGGGCCGCAUUUAACCAUCUGUCUUUCUUAAACACCAUAGAGCUUAGCGAUUGCGAAAUAUCAAACGUCGAAGAGGGAGCGUUCCAGGGUCUAUAUAGUCUCGAGUGGUUGCACCUGAACAGGAACAAAAUGACUACAUUACAAGGCACCAGCUACUUACCGGAGUCUUUGAAGGGAGUCCAACUUCAAGAAAAUCCGUGGGAGUGCGACUGCCACAUACUUGAACUUCACGCUUGGUUGAGAGCUUUCACUAUGCCACAUUCUGUCGAGCCCCUCUGUAAUGGACCAAGUCGGUUGCGGGGUCGCACAAUUAAAUCCGUGCCUGUGGGAGAGCUCGCAUGCUUACCUGAAGUUUCCCCGACAAUGUUCUAUUUAGAGAUUGGAGAAGGCAAAAAUGUGUCGCUAUUGUGUCAAGUGAAGGCAGUUCCGGAGGCACGGAUAUCCUGGACGUUUCAGGGCCAAUUGUUGCAGAACGACAGCAUGAUUGCGCCAGGUGUGCAUCUUUUAUAUUUCAUCGAGGAGGGAGCCGUCGAGAAACGCAGCGAGUUGUUUAUUUACAAUUCCAACACCGACGAUAACGGGACAUUCAUAUGUAAUGCCGAAAACGCUGCAGGCUUGGUGCAGGCAAAUUUUACCAUCCGAAUUAUCGUGAAACACGACCCUCCUGCAGUAACGAACGAGCUCCCUUUCGAGUUCGUAUUAAUUACAAUGUCGGCAGCGGCCAUAUCCGUUCUGCUUUUGUUACUGGUGGUAAUAUUAUCCGUAAUAAGGUGCCACAGGAACGCGCGCUUAAAAAAGAAGCGCAACAAUUCCAAGGUCGCCCUCAGCAACUCCACCAAAGACAAUCUGCUCCAAGACAGCAUCGACGACUAUUCCGAGAGCUACAAAGAGUCGGCCGGAAUGAAGCUGGUUAGCCACGAAGAGGAGACGAUGCUCUACAACGCCCAACCCAGCGAGGAGCUCUUAAGAGCCGUAUCGCCGGUCGCAACCUCUAAUCUGGCGAGCAGCCCCUCGUCCCUCAGACGCUAUCAGUUGGAGCAGAACCCUGACCUCAUUAACGGCACCGAGAGCGUCGGCAGAUUCAGAGAAUGCGAAACUUACCACACGCCCCUAAAGAAGCAUCUCGUGGACUUUAAAGGGAACGACCGUGAUUUAUACGUGUACGCUCCAGACGUUCAUCUUAAUCCCGUUGGAUUGCUGAAUCCUGGAGACGCUCGAUCACAACACUUUAAUGGAAAUUGCUAUAAGACGCUCCCGUACAAUAGGGCCAAUAAACGAUCAAGCGCCGCCAAUCCGCUGGGCAGAUACUCCAGAGAAGCCGAGUUCCUCUCGCGAACUAUGCAGCAUCCGGCGUCUUACGAACAUUACAGUGCAGACGUACGCUACACGGCUGACGGGUAUCCGGUACGAACGACCCCUUCGUACGUACCCUCGCCCAAGGCCGACGGUAACGCGGAACCGUGCUGUUCCACUACAACCACAAUCAACUGGCCGUCGUGUGUUCCAUCGGGUUUCGUUAAAAAUGACAAUACCGUUAAGAGUGUCGGUGCUCAAACGCAGACUGAUGAGACAAACACCAACGUCACCAACAAACCCUUAAGCAGUUCGGUGAAAGUCCAGGAGACAUUAACUGAAAGUCUGGAUGAGGGUUAUGAAGGCGAAACUUUAGAGAAUAACGCCAACUCGUGUCAAAAUUAAUCAUCUUUUAAGACUUUACUAAGUGGAGGUGCACUACAUUGUGAUAACAACUCGAAGAUAUUUUUUUAAUGUUUAACCGACUGUAGUAAUCUCACAAUUAUUUAUUUCUAAGUGGGGUAGUUAGCGCUGUCAUCUUUUUUAUCUAUCUACAGAGCUUCUUACAUAAUUACAUCUUUGGCUUAAAUUUUAAAUAAUAAUUUGACAAAGGAGCUUCUUUAUGUUAAUGGCUUCGAAUCUAUGAAAUUAAUAUAUUUUUCAUAUCGAUGAUGCUGGCUAUAGUUCGCAUUUUCUACACAGAAAAUUGCGGCCAAGUUCACUGGACUUCAAAAUUGUUAUUUUUAACUUAACAUAUCGGUUCUCAGGUAAGGUGAUUUAGCUUCAUAUAAAAGGAAGGAUGUUUGUUUUAGCGCUCACAGUAUCGACAGGGAUUUGAUAAAAUCCCAUGUAUACAUUUUCAACCUUUUAUGCCAUAUAUUUUUUAUCUUUUUAUCUUUCCUUAUAUGUAGCAUUAA
Molecule: messenger RNA, 2770 nt
Organism: Zophobas morio
Lineage: Eukaryota; Metazoa; Arthropoda; Insecta; Coleoptera; Tenebrionidae
Product: leucine-rich repeat-containing protein 24-like
Exons: 2
Coding region: 120-2258 (712 amino acids)
Cellular component (GO): extracellular matrix
Molecular function (GO): protein binding
Source: RefSeq, a predicted model, not a curated record